CAGCUGCCUGUGCAGCCAGCCUCUGCUUUCUUCAGUGACUCGCUCUGCCCCUAAAGACUGCACAUUCUCCAAGAAGGCCCCACAGGAAGGAAGAAGGCAGUGGCUGUUGGGCCUCUGCCAUUGGGAGCUCAGACAAGGUCAUCUGAACCAGAAGCUCAUCAUUCAAGCUCUGUCAGCUGACCAGUAACACGAGUCACUGACUUUCAAAGAUGUGUCUGUGGACUUCACUUGGGAGGAGGCAAUGCAGCUAGAUUCUGCACAGAGGGACCUGUAUGGCAGAGUGAUGCUGGAGAACUGUAGCACCCUGGUCUCCCUGGAGGAGCACCCCCACCUUCAGCCUUCUGCCAUAUGGAAUUCACAGGAGGGCAUCAACGGUCCAAACCAAAUGUGAUCUCUGAGCUGGAACAAGAACCGACCCUGAGAAAAGGAGAGUUCCCAGGUUGCAUCGCUCUGGGCCAGGAGACAAGACUUGAAACCAGAGAGUCAACUCCAAAGUGCAACAUUACUGAAAUUGUGCCCUAUGGGGUCAUAAUGGACACGGACGAUCUCUGGCAUUCAGCUUUGGGGGCAGUCUGGGAUCCUACUUGUUGGCUAGAGGGGCAACAGGAAAGAUUUCUGAGCCAAGUGACAGUGGCUCAAAAGGAAAUCUGUAAUGAGAAGAGUGUGUAUGGAGGUAAAGAGACUGAAAACUGUUCCAUUGCAGGGUCAAUGCUUAAUACCCUACAAAACAUCCCUGUGACAAUAAGCCCUCAUAAUUGGAAUUCAUAUGGAAAAGAUUCUAAACAAAAUUCUGAGUUAAUGAAAACUUCAAGGAUGUUUGUACGAAAGAAAAUAUAUGGAUGUGGUGAGUGUGGGAAAACCUUCAGCCAGAGUUCAUCCCUGCUUAAGCACCAGAGGAUUCACACUGGGGAGAAACCUUAUUCAUGCAGUGUAUGCAACAAGCAUUUCAUCGAACGCUCCUCCCUCACUGUGCAUCAAAGAACUCAUACAGGAGAAAAACCCUACAAAUGUAAUGACUGCGGGAAGGCCUUCAGUCAGAGUAUGAACCUUACUGUUCAUAAAAGAACUCAUACUGGAGAAAAACCUUAUCAGUGCAAAGAGUGUGGAAAAGCAUUUCGUAAGAAUUCAUCCCUUGUUCAACAUGCAAGGAUUCAUACUGGAGAGAAGCCCUACAAAUGCAAUGAUUGUGGGAAGGCUUUUACACAAAGCAUGAAUCUCACAGUGCACCAGAGAACUCACACGGGAGAAAAACCCUACGAAUGUAAUGAAUGCGGGAAGGCCUUCAGUCAAAGCAUGCAUCUUAUUGUUCAUCAGAGAAGUCACACUGGGGAAAAACCCUAUGAAUGCAAUGAAUGUGGGAAAGCCUUUAGUAAAAGUUCAACUCUCACACUACAUCAGCGAAAUCACACUGGAGAAAAACCCUACAAAUGUAACAAAUGUGGUAAAUCUUUUAGUCAAAGUACAUACCUUAUAGAACAUCAGAGACUUCACUCUGGAGUGAAGCCUUUUGAAUGUAACCAGUGUGGAAAAGCUUUCAGUAAGAAUUCUUCCCUUACUCAGCAUCGCAGAAUUCACACUGGUGAGAAACCUUAUGAGUGUGGGAUCUGUGGAAAGCAUUUCACUGGAAGAUCAUCCCUAACGGUACACCAGGUUAUACACACUGGAGAAAAGCCCUACGAGUGCACUGAAUGUGGAAAGGCCUUCAGCCAAAGUGCAUAUCUUAUUGAACAUCAAAGAAUCCAUACUGGUGAAAAACCCUAUGAAUGUGAUCAGUGCGGGAAAGCUUUCAUUAAGAAUUCAUCCCUUAUAGUCCACCAGAGGAUACAUACAGGAGAGAAACCCUAUAAGUGUAAUGAAUGUGGAAAAUCCUUCAGUAGGAGUACAAACCUCACAAGACAUCAGAGGACUCAUACAUGAGAAAAGUUUACACCAACCCCUUCAUUUUUUAUUAAUCUUUUGAUGCUAAUCAGAUGUCAUAUUGACGUAAAUACUUAGUAAUCAUAACUAAUGUGGUAACCUUUUAGUUGAAGUACAAAUAUAGUGUACCAGAUAAAACCAUAGAAGAGUUAAACAUAUGAAAGUGGAGAACACUUGAUUCAGGUUUGAAUACACUUCAGAUUUGAGAAGCUAAGACAUGAAUGAGGAGGCUUUAUUCUAUCACACUGGGAACUCUGAAUUGGGCAUCCCAGAGUUCACACUGAAUGGAUAAUGUGAUAGUGAUAAACUGGGCAGCCAAAAAAUCUGGUUCAACCUAGUUCUAACAUCCCAUUAGAACGAGUCAUAGUCUCUUUAUCCAGUAAUGAGAGAUUUGGGAUAUAAAGGUCUGUAGGAUCUGUAUUAGCCCAAAUGCCCAACACAAAGAUGCAGGGAAUGUUUUGGUAAUUGCUGUUGUAUUUCCUAUGAAGAUGAUUUUAUUUCAUAGUAUUGGUUUUUUUUAGGGGGGGGGUUAGGUUAAAAUAUUCUACCUCUGACUCUUACUGUCCUUCAAAUUCCUGAAUUACUAUCUCUCCUAAAAUGUAAGCUAAUUCCUACUGGAUGGCAGAUUAAUUGUGCAUAUUUUAAUGCCUUAGCAUGCUAUUAUGAAUUCUCAGCUAAUAGUCAUUAAACUGUUGUUAAAUAAAUUUACUAUAUUUAGAUGACAAUGUGACUUAAAUAUAAUCUUUAAUUACCUAGGAAUCAAAUACAUAUCUUUGUGUCUUAGUGUACAGUCAAGGAAAUUAAUAUACAGAUGAAUGAAACACUAAUUGUACUGGACAGUUUUGUGUCAACUUGACACAAACUGAAGUCAUCUAAGAGGGAAUCUCAAUUAAGAAAAUGCCUCUGUAAGAGUGUGCUGUAGGCUUGCCUGUAGGAGGCAUUCUCUUAAUUAGUGAUUGAUGGGAGAUGACCCAGCCAUUGUGGAUGGUGCCAUUCCUGGGCUCAUGGUCCUGAGUUCUACACAAAACCAGGCUGAGGAAGCAGAACUCCUCCAUGGCCUCUGCAUCCAGCUCCUGCAUUGUUUAGUUUCUGUUCUGACUUGUUUGGUGAUGAACAGUGAUAUGGACAUGUAAGCCAAAUAAACA
Messenger RNA from Apodemus sylvaticus (European woodmouse), 3062 nucleotides. It is a transcript of the gene Zfp2, whose product is annotated as ZFP2 zinc finger protein. The record is from RefSeq and is a predicted model, not a curated record. The coding region runs from base 349 to 1917 and encodes 522 amino acids. Lineage: Eukaryota; Metazoa; Chordata; Mammalia; Rodentia; Muridae. The transcript is spliced from 6 exons. Gene Ontology annotation, biological process: regulation of transcription by RNA polymerase II. Gene Ontology annotation, molecular function: RNA polymerase II cis-regulatory region sequence-specific DNA binding; DNA-binding transcription factor activity.